This is a messenger RNA of Onychostoma macrolepis, 4573 nucleotides long. It is a transcript of the gene slc26a6.1, whose product is annotated as solute carrier family 26 member 6. The record is from RefSeq and is a predicted model, not a curated record. Gene Ontology annotation, cellular component: membrane. The transcript has 23 exons. Gene Ontology annotation, biological process: transmembrane transport. Gene Ontology annotation, molecular function: oxalate transmembrane transporter activity; secondary active sulfate transmembrane transporter activity; chloride transmembrane transporter activity. Lineage: Eukaryota; Metazoa; Chordata; Actinopteri; Cypriniformes; Cyprinidae. The coding region runs from base 1446 to 3488 and encodes 680 amino acids.
GUGAAGGAGAGACAGAUAUAAAAGCCCCAUUAAGGUUUGCAGAAUGUGAAAGAAAGGAAUGAGAAUAUAUUCUUUUUAAAAUCGUAUUAUGUGAUGUAAAGAGGAGACAAAAUGUGAAAAGAAGAGGAUGAAAAAUUAAUGAGGCACAGUGUGUGUGUCCUGAUCUUGGGAAAAAAGAUGUCACGAUUCAGGGAAACCCUUAAAGAGGAUGAAUCUGGAAAGAAGAACCCUAAGAUGCCUCAAAAACAAAAGAAAAAAGAGGCUGAAAAUAAGGACGAUGCAGUGAUAUCGAAGGAUAGGCUCCCUCUGAUUGGUUCAUCAAGAAAUAAAUCUGCAGCGAGGCCCUCUCUUUCCACUCCUCAUGCCGAAGCGAGGAAACGUGUCCAUCCUCCCAUCUCAUCUGGGGCCCCUGACAGCAUGACACCCUGGGAAGGCUCCUCCCACUCUGAGUCCUCCUUUACCAGUUUUCCCCCUCCAGUUUCACCCCUUCCCCUUGCCCACUCGAAGCCAAUCACAGCACCAGAUCCUCCACCCCCACCACCCCUCCUCAAAUCACAAAGACUGAACCUGAGAAUGGCCAGAGUGCCAGGGUAAAACGCAAGCCGCUCCCACCAAGACACCCCCCUAGACCUCCCCGUUUACCCCCUCUGAGGCAAGUCACAAAUCUUAGCUUCUCUCGUAGUUUCACGUUUUCGUUUUUUGAGCUGCCGGUUCACCAGUCUGCACGGAGCAGAGCAGAGCGCCUCAGAGAUCUCACUGUGUUGCUGAGGCAGUUUCAGUACUGAGGAAAAACAUGGUACUGUGAGUUCACAUCUAGGGCAGAAAUGCAUCAUGUGGAAAAACAAUGUAAGCACAAGUACAUCAGAUUGUCUGUGGCUUCACAUCAGUGUUUCAUGUAUAUGCUUAAUUUUAUUUUUGUUUUAUUAAUGAUAAAUAGAUAGAUAGAUAGAUAGAUAUGUAUAGAGAGAUAGACUUUAAAAUGUACUUUAUAUCUGUGAUUGCAAAGCUAAAUUACUCUUCAGUGUCACAUGAACCUUCAGAAAUCAUUCUAAUAGGCUGAUUUGGUGCACAAGAAGCAUUUAUUAUAAGUGUAGAAAACAGUUGUUCUGCUUAAUAUUUUUGUGCAAACCGUGAUAUUUUUAACAAAUUGCACACAUUUUUGUAAUUAUGUAAAAUGUAAAAACGUAUAUAUAUACUGUAUACUAUAUAUACUGACCAAUGAAGUAAUGGAAAUUCCCCAACUUGUGUUUGUUGUUUUUGUUACUUUUUUUAAGGCUGUUAAAUGUAUAUUUAGAGUGUGUGUGGGUGUGAUAUUGUACAACCUUUUUUGCCUUCUGAUCUUAAGCACGUUUGACACUUAUAUAAACCAAUGGAACACAGAGUUGGAGAGAAAAGCCAUGGUGUUUAUUAUGUAGGAUGGAGACAGCAUUUGUGAUGAAUUAUAUAUGAGGGAUAAUAAAGUGGUUUCCUCUGGACACACGUUUCAGAUGUUGGUGAAUUCUCUACACAAGAUGGACAAUCAAAGAUGUUCAGAGAGUGAGAAUUUCAAUCCCAAUCCUGUUUAUGGUUUGAAUGAAGCACAGCUAGAUAUCCUGGGACAGCGCAGGUGGAAGGCGCAUCGGACAAUUUGGGCAAAGCUGAAGGAGGAGCGCUGGUGUUCAGGUCCAAGGCUGAAGAGCUGCUUCCUGUCUAUUGCACCUCUCUUGUCAUGGCUGCCACAGUACUCGCUCAGGAAAAAUGCUAUUGGAGAUUUGAUAUCAGGAAUCAGUGUGGGAAUCAUGCAUCUGCCACAAGGGAUGGCUAAUGCUUUGUUGGCUGCAGUUCCUCCAGUGUUUGGUCUGUAUUCAUCCUUCUACCCUGUUCUCAUCUACUUCAUGUUUGGAACAUCCAGACACAUCUCUGUGGGUACUUUUUCUGUCCUUUCCAUCAUGGUCGGUACGGUGGCCGGUGAUGUUGUGUUGGCAGGCAGCGGAGCAGAGAGUGAUGAGAUUGAGGCUGAAAGUGCAAGAGUUGCCUUUGCAGCUCAGUUGACCAUUCUGUGUGGAUUGAUACAGAUUGUGCUGUAUGUGCUACGUUGUGGAGGGGUGUGUCGGUGGUUGUCUCAGCCGUUGGUCAGUGGUUACACUAUGGCAGCUGCUAUCCAUGUGACUGUUCACCAGCUGCCUUUACUGAUGGGCAUCUCCAUAGUCAGACACAGAGGUGUCUUUGCUGUGUUCUGGAUGUUUUCAAACAUUGUGACUGGAAUCAGGAGAGUGUUACUGGCGACACUGGUAGUGUCCCUUGUCUCCCUGGUGAUACUUGUUGGUGGAAAGAUGGUGAAUUCACGCUGGAGCACUCGAUUUCCUAUUCCAUGGGAGUUGGUACUGAUUAUCUUUGCCACGGUGUCGUCAGUGCAGUUUGAUCUGUCCGGUCAGUAUGGAAUACAGAUUGUUGGGCCCAUACCAACCGGUCUCUCACCUCCCUCCCUUCCAUCGUUUUCUGUCUCUCAGGAGCUGUUAUUGACAGCUCUUGCGUUGGCAGUGGUGGGCUAUGGUUUCCAAGCUUCACUGGGCAUGAUGUUUGCUCAUAAACAUGGGUACCCCUUUCACAGCAACCAGGAGCUGUUGGCUAUGGGUCUGUGUAACUCCAUCGGUGGGAUGUUCCAGUGUUUUCCAGUGAGCGGAUCCAUAUCUCGCAGCACAGUACAGGAGAGUACAGGCGGACAAACUCAAGUUUCUUGUCUGGUGUCUGCUCUGAUAAUUCUUUUGAUCUUGUUAAAGUUUGGCCCCCUUUUUCAGCAGUUACCAAAGACAGUUUUGGCUGUCGUUAUUUUAGUGAAUCUGCAAGGGGUUUUUGCACAAGUCAAAGAUGUGCCUAAACUUUGGAAUACAGACCGCUUGGACCUGGUAGUGUGGGUAGUGACACUGCUCAGUGCCCUGGUGUUUAAUCUGGACCUGGGGCUUGGCAUUGCAAUUGUUUUCUCUAUGUUUACCAUCGUCUUCAGGACACAGCAGCCCAGAUCUGCUGUUCUUGGGCAUAUUGCUGGCACAGACUGUUACAGGGAUCUGGAGAAAUACUCAAAGGCACACCAGAUCCCUGGAGUGACUGUGUUUUCCUGCUGUAAUCCACUUUACUACGCCAAUGCAGACCAGACCUUCACAUCACUCAAACAGACAAUUAGCAAUGACGUUAAUGAGAAUCCUGAAGUAAGACCUCCAGACCAGCAGGGGGCUCAGAGCGCACAGCACUGCGUUAUUCUGGAGCUCAGUGGAGUCACCUUCAUGGACUCGGUGGCCAUUGGCUCAUUCAAAUCAGUGCUUCAGGAUUUUGAGAACACGCAGACCUUGUUUUUCUGUGCUUCAUGUCCAGAUGGUUUACUAUCUCAGAUGAAGAAUCAUGGUUUUGUUCCAGAUUUUCUGUCUCUUUCUUCAUUUUUUCCUUCAGUUCAUCAUGCAAUCCUGCACUACCAGGGGCUACAGAACACAGGCACAGAUGUUACAGAGCUGUGACCUUUAGUGACCUCCCUUCCUGAACGAUGAGCUCAGCUAAUGCACGAACCUGCAAACCUCAAAGAAUCCCUCACUACUGAGCUUUAGAAGUGACACUUCUAGAAAGAUUGGAAAAGGAAUACAAGAACUUCCGAUUUUGAUUUAAUGAUUUGGAGCAACUGUGUGCAUUUAUCUGGAUUUAAGGUGAAGUGCUGCAACAGAUGCUUAUUUAUCGGCUAUUGAAUGUUGGAACACUGUGGUCAGAAUUUUCUUAUGGCUAUUGACUUGCAUUUACCUUUUUGGUUUUGCUUUUUUAUUUACUUGUUGAUUUGUUCUGCUUUUAAAUCAAAAUUUUCAUCAUUAUUCUACUUUUAGAUUAGAUGGAUGCUUGAAAUCGUUUAAAAAAAUGCUCAAAUAUAAAGUUUCUUUAAAACAUUGUAAUGCAGGUCUGUGCAUAUGAAAUCUCCUAGAUUUUUAAUAUAUAUUUCAUGUUACAGACCAAUUUGGUUUGGUGAUAUUGUAAAAUAAAAUAUGUAGUAAAAUAAAUAAGACUGUAAAAUAAAAUAUGUACAAAUAACAACAUAGAAACAUGUAUGGAAAAUAAUUAUUAACACUCUGGUCAACACAAACAAACAUAGAAUUUAACAGAAUCAUAUCUGCGUACAUGAAGUCCACACAUGUGCAUUGCUGAAAUGUUCUUGUACCCCCAGUGAAUUGAACCAUAACUGUUAUUAGAAUAGACUUUGUUCUCUGGGCAGGUGUUGGGGAGAGGCCACAUUAAUAUUUAAUUAAGCUCAUUUCCCUCAGGCGUUUACAAAAGACAUACUAUAACCCUCUAUUUUAUAAAGCUGAUCAUAAUGACAGACUAACCCUAACUCUACAGAAACAGAAGCAUUUUUGGUUAAAUAAAAUGGUACUCAAAUUGAGGACAUCCCAAAUUUCACCAAAGGAAUGUUUUGUCAGUAUUAUUACCUAAUACUAUGUUAAAAAUACAAACAGCCAUAUUUACGUGACAUAAUUGCAAUUUCAUAUACAAGUCUCUGUAUUCUCAGAUGAAGAUAUAUCUACUUCACUGGAUCAAAACAAACACCUCUUAUAGCAGAGAU